AUGGGCUGGUUGGUGUUCCCUGUUGACUUACGACGGACGGAGAGACUAGCAUUUUCCCUGCCGCCCCAUCACCGGCAAGCCGCCCCAUCACCGGCAAGCCGCCCCAUCACCGGCAAGCCGCCCCAUCACUGGCAAGCCGCCCCAUCACCGGCAAGCCGCCCCAUCACCGGGAAGCCGCCCAUCACCGGGAAGCCGCCCCAUUACCGACACGCCGCCCCAUCACCGGAAAGCCGCCCCAUCACCGGAAAGCCGCUCCAUCACCGGGAAGCCGCCCCAUCACCGGAAAGCCGCCCCAUCACCGGAAAGCCGCCCCAUCACCGGAAAGCCGCCCCAUCACCGGGAAGCCGCCCCAUCACCGGUGAUCAAGAGCCGUCAAGUGAUCAAGAGCCGUCAAGUGAUCAAGAGCCGUCAAGUGAUCAAGAGCCGUCAAGUGAUCAAGAGCCGUCAAGUGAUCAAGAGCCGUCAAGUGAUCAAGAGCCGUCAAGUGAUCAAGGGCCGUCAAGUGAUCAAGAGUCGUCCAGUGAUCAAGGGCCGUCCAGUGAUCAAGGGUCGUCAAGUGAUCAAGAGCCGUCAAUUGAUCAAGAGCCGUCAAGUGAUCAAGAGCCGUCAAGUGAUCAAGAGCCGUCAAGUGAUCAAGGGCCGUCAAGUGAUCAAGAGCCGUCAAGUGAUCAAGAGCCGUCAAGUGAUCAAGAGCCGUCAAGUGAUCAAGAGCCGUCAAGUGAUCAAGGGUCGUCAAGUGAUCAAGAGCCGUCAAGUGAUCAAGAGCCGUCAAGUGAUCAAGAGUCGUCAAGAGCUUGA
This is a messenger RNA of Procambarus clarkii (red swamp crayfish), 798 nucleotides long. RefSeq lists its product as uncharacterized. NCBI's taxonomy places the organism in Eukaryota, Metazoa, Arthropoda, Malacostraca, Decapoda, Cambaridae. The record is from RefSeq and is a predicted model, not a curated record.